Messenger RNA from Formica exsecta, 798 nucleotides. RefSeq lists its product as uncharacterized. NCBI's taxonomy places the organism in Eukaryota, Metazoa, Arthropoda, Insecta, Hymenoptera, Formicidae. The transcript is spliced from 2 exons. The record is from RefSeq and is a predicted model, not a curated record. Bases 1 to 798 code for a protein of 265 amino acids. Gene Ontology annotation, molecular function: nucleic acid binding.
AUGGCCAACGAGAGGAUAAGGUGGUGCUUCAACCCACCGCCAGCACCCCACUUCGGCGGACUUUGGGAGGCGGCGGUGAAGUCCUUCAAGCAUCACCUCAGGAGAGUGCUAGGGGAAUCGACCCUCACCUAUGAGGAGAUGAGCACUCUCCUCGCGCAAAUCGAGGCAUGUCUCAACUCCAGGCCGCUGCAGGCGAUGUCCGACGAUCCGGACGACUUGGCGGCAUUGACUCCGGGGCACUUCCUCGUGGGAUCAGUGCUCAACGCCAUCCCAGAGGCCAGCUCCCUGGACGUGCCGAUCGGCCGCCUCUCGCGCUGGCAACUGCUCCAGAGGAUGCGCGACCACUUUUGGAACAGGUGGUCGCAGGAAUACCUCUACACGCUGCUCCAACAGCCCAAAUGGUACUUGGAGCCGCCUCGACUAACGCGGCCCACACGGUUCUUCCUCAAGACGUGGGACAUACGCUUGAGACGCUACACGUCACCCAGGGAAGCCUGGACAGCACCGCCUCUAUUAUCGCCGCUCCCUGCUUCACCAACACGUCCGGUGACACGGGAGACGCAGACGAUACCUCCGAGUCGAGUACGUCGCGGCGUCCAGGCAGGGCCACCUUCUGGAGUCAACCAGGCGUCACAAUCUGACAGCGACUGGGAACCUUCCACGCGCGUUUCCAGCACGCAGACAGAUCCGGAAGUCACCGCACGAUCGACAGCGACAACCAACGACCUUAAGCCGAGUUCACCGGCACCGAGCUCGCGACCUAAGGCCUCGUCCACGAGGAGCCAGAAGACACCGUAG